AUGUCUUUAGCCACCUUAUUUAUUCUGUUCGCACAUGCGUCGAAUACGGUCCCGGUAUGUGUACAUACCACGUUCAUCAACAAAGGUGCAGCAUUGAAAAUCGGCCAAAUACUAAGUAUACAGGAUUCUAAGGUGGUGUCACCGCAGCUGGCUAAAACUUUUGAACGUGUACGCCAGGCGGACGACUAUAUGCCCGAUUGGCAAGUAGAGCGCGUAAUGAUCACACAAUUGGGCGCCGAUUGGCGUAAUCUUUUGGAAAGUUUCGAUGAGAAACCAUUUGCGGCGGCUUCCAUUGGGCAGGUACAUCGCGCUACAUUGAAAGAUGGCAUGCAAGUGGCUAUAAAAAUUCAAUAUCCUGGCGUUGCGCAAAGCAUCGAAAGUGAUAUUGAUAAUUUAGUAGGCAUGCUCAAAGUACGGGGUGUCUUUCCGCACGGCUUCUUUAUUGACAAUGUGGUCAAGGUGGCCAAACGUGAACUAAAUUGGGAAGUAGAUUAUACACGUGAAGCUGAAUAUACAGAUAAAUUUAAGCAGAUGAUUGCACCUAAUCACGAGUACUAUGUACCGAAGGUCAUUAAAGAAUUGACCACAAGCAGCGUACUGACUACAGAAUUAGUGCCAGGUGUACCAUGGGACAAGUGCUUCGAUUUAAGCUAUGAGCAUCGCCAUCACAUUGCUUCGUCUAUACUCAAGUUGUGCUUGCGUGAGCUGUUCGAGUUGGAAUGCAUGCAAACCGAUCCGAAUUGGUCGAAUUUCCUUUAUGAUGUUGAUACGAAGAGACUAAUGUUAAUUGAUUUUGGUUCAACGCGUUUUUAUCAAAAGCAAUUCAUACGUAAUUAUCGGCAGGUAAUAAUGCACGCUGCAGAGAAUAAUCGUGAAGGUGUCUUGCGCAUGUCACGCGAAAUGGGUUUUCUCACAGGUUAUGAAACCAAGCAAAUGGAAGAGGCGCAUGUGGAUGCUGUUAUGAUACUUGGCGAAAUAUUUCGCUUUGAUAGUGAUUUUGAUUCCGGCCGGCAGAACACCACCGAACGCAUUGCACAUUUAGUACCCACAAUGGUCGCACAUCGCCUUUGUCCACCGCCAGAGGAAAUCUAUUCCAUACAUCGCAAAUUAUCUGGUAUAUUUUUGCUGUGCUCACGCCUAAAUGUACGACUUAAUUGUCGGCCGUACUAUGAUGAAAUUGUUAUUCAGAAGUUCAAGGAGUAAUAUUGGAAAGGCACAAACUGUUAGGUAUAUAUACAGGAAGAAAUGUUUACUUUAGAAAAAUGCAUAUAAAAAUAUAUUUUAUAUGCACUUAUGUAUUUCAAUAUAUAGAUAUACAUACGUUGCCUUUAUAAUACGAUCGCCCAGCUGUUUUUUUAAUCAUUUCAUUGCGCAAAAAAGACUGAAAGCGAUUGGCGAUUUCUGUUCGUGGUCCAAGCAUACUAACCCAUUCUUUUGUAGAAGGGCCUUUAGUAUCUUCCAAAUUUGGAACUAUGCCCAGCAACAUCCUGUAAUUAAGAAAAAAUUACAUUCAAACAUAGCUAUAUAAUACGACAUUUUACGCAUACUCACCUAACCUUAAGAUUACACAACCGCCGCGUGCCAGAAAAAUAUAAUUGAAAUGAGAUAUGAAUUCGCCGUGUAUGUAUACGGAUUUCCAUUGAAUU
Rhagoletis pomonella (apple maggot) is the source of this 1646-nucleotide messenger RNA. RefSeq names its product atypical kinase COQ8A, mitochondrial-like. Gene Ontology annotation, molecular function: kinase activity. Gene Ontology annotation, cellular component: extrinsic component of mitochondrial inner membrane. Gene Ontology annotation, biological process: ubiquinone biosynthetic process. Lineage: Eukaryota; Metazoa; Arthropoda; Insecta; Diptera; Tephritidae. The record is from RefSeq and is a predicted model, not a curated record. The transcript is spliced from 2 exons. Bases 1 to 1203 code for a protein of 400 amino acids.